This is a messenger RNA of Arabidopsis lyrata subsp. lyrata, 2356 nucleotides long. Its product is annotated as pentatricopeptide repeat-containing protein At1g56690, mitochondrial. Gene Ontology annotation, biological process: RNA modification. Bases 93 to 2231 code for a protein of 712 amino acids. The record is from RefSeq and is a predicted model, not a curated record. The transcript has a single exon. NCBI's taxonomy places the organism in Eukaryota, Viridiplantae, Streptophyta, Magnoliopsida, Brassicales, Brassicaceae. Gene Ontology annotation, molecular function: RNA binding; zinc ion binding; protein binding.
AUAACCUAGCUAUUACAAAUUCUAAGAGACUGAAACGGUCUGCCCAAAAUUGUCAGCUUUAGAGCAUUCGCGCGUCUUUUUAUGUGCUGAUUAUGAUCUUAAACCACAUUUCGUUAAUGAAGAGUUUAAAGUUAAUCUUACACAGAGCGUACUCCACAAGCACUGGAGUCAAUAAUAGUUUUGAGAUCUCUCGUCUCUCACGAAUCGGUCAAAUCAAUGAAGCUCGAAAGUUUUUCGAUUCGUUACGCUAUAAAGCAAUCGGUUCCUGGAACUCAAUUGUCUCUGGGUACUUCGCAAACGGUUUACCGAGAGAAGCACGCCAAAUGUUCGAUGAAAUGCCUGAGAGAAAUAUAGUUUCUUGGAACGGGUUGGUUUCAGGGUAUAUUAAGAAUAGGAUGAUUGAAGAAGCUAGGAAUGUGUUUGAGAUAAUGCCUGAGAGGAAUGUUGUGUCGUGGACCGCGAUGGUUAAAGGUUAUGUGCAAGAAGGUAUGGUUGUUGAAGCGGAGUUGUUGUUUUGGAGAAUGCCUGAGAGGAAUGAGGUUUCUUGGACUGUGAUGUUUGGUGGUUUGAUUGAUGGUGGACGUAUUGAUGAUGCGAGGAAGUUGUAUGAUAUGAUGCCGGGGAAAGAUGUUGUAGCGAGUACUAAUAUGAUUGGUGGGUUGUGUAGAGAAGGAAGAGUGGAUGAGGCAAGAGAGAUUUUUGAUGAGAUGAGGGAGAGGAAUGUGAUUACUUGGACUACGAUGAUUACGGGGUACGGGCAGAAUAAGCGAGUGGAUGUUGCUAGGAAGUUGUUUGAAGUGAUGCCGGAGAAAACUGAAGUUUCGUGGACUUCUAUGCUUUUGGGGUAUACUUUGAGUGGGAGAAUUGAGGAUGCUGAGGAGUUCUUUGAGGUGAUGCCGAUGAAGCCGGUUAUUGCGUGUAAUGCUAUGAUUGUUGCGUUGGGUGAGGUAGGAGAGAUAGUGAAAGCGAGGAGGGUUUUUGAUCAAAUGGAGGAUAGAGAUAAUGCGACUUGGCGAGGAAUGAUUAAAGCUUAUGAAAGAAAAGGUUUUGAAUUGGAGGCUCUUGAAUUGUUUGCUCAAAUGCAGAGACAAGGAGUUAGACCGAGUUUUCCGUCUUUGAUCAGCAUUCUUUCGGUUUGUGCCACUUUAGCAAGUCUACAAUAUGGUAGGCAGGUCCAUGCUCACUUGGUUAGAUGUCAGUUUGAUGGUGAUGUGUAUGUUGCCUCUGUUUUGAUGACCAUGUAUGUCAAAUGCGGUGAGCUUGUAAAAGCAAAGCUAGUAUUUGACAGGUUUCCCUCAAAGGACAUUAUCAUGUGGAAUUCAAUCAUCUCUGGUUAUGCGUCGCACGGUUUAGGAGAGGAAGCUCUUAAGGUUUUCCAUGAGAUGCCAUUGUCUGGUACCAUGCCAAACAAAGUGACCUUAAUUGCAAUUCUGACAGCAUGUAGCUAUGGUGGAAAACUCGAAGAAGGGCUUGAGAUAUUUGAAUCAAUGGAAUCCAAGUUUUGCGUGACGCCAACAGUUGAGCAUUAUUCUUGCACGGUGGAUAUGCUUGGACGUGCAGGAAAAGUAGACAAGGCAAUGGAAUUGAUCAAUAGUAUGACUAUAAAGCCAGAUGCUACAGUUUGGGGUGCUCUGUUAGGAGCGUGUAAAACUCACUCACGACUAGAUUUAGCCGAAGUUGCUGCAAAGAAACUCUUCGAGAUAGAACCAGAAAACGCUGGUCCAUACAUUUUGCUAUCAAGCAUAAAUGCAUCUCGAUCCAAGUGGGGAGAUGUUGCAGAAAUGAGGAAAAACAUGAGGACAAAGAACGUAAGUAAAUUCCCUGGAUGUAGCUGGAUUGAGGUAGGGAAAAAAGUGCACAUGUUCACUCGCGGAGGUAUAAGAAACCAUCCCGAACAAGCAAUGAUAUUAAUGAUGUUGGAGAAAACAGAUGGAUUAUUAAGAGAAGCUGGUUAUAGUCCUGAUUGCAGUCAUGUCUUACACGAUGUAGACGAGGAAGAGAAAGUUGAUAGCUUAAGCCGUCACAGCGAGAGACUCGCGGUAGCUUAUGGACUCUUAAAGCUACCCGAAGGAGUACCUAUUCGAGUCAUGAAGAACCUUAGAGUCUGUGGAGAUUGCCAUGCCGCCAUUAAACUCAUUUCUAAAGUCACAGAAAGAGAGAUCAUUCUAAGAGAUGCAAACAGAUUCCAUCAUUUCAACAAUGGAGAGUGUUCUUGUAGAGACUAUUGGUGAGAUUGGUCCAUUUCUAUUGGUUUAAUUCGGUUCAACUUCUAUUGGUUUAAUUUGAGAUUUGUGUAUUAUUACUAUAUAUUAUAAGAAGAAUGUUUCACACAUAUCAAUGCACCACUCAAUUAUCA